Triplophysa rosa is the source of this 1826-nucleotide messenger RNA. RefSeq names its product ras homolog family member Ca (gene rhoca). The coding region runs from base 190 to 771 and encodes 193 amino acids. Gene Ontology annotation, molecular function: GTPase activity; GTP binding. The record is from RefSeq and is a predicted model, not a curated record. Lineage: Eukaryota; Metazoa; Chordata; Actinopteri; Cypriniformes; Nemacheilidae. Gene Ontology annotation, cellular component: neuron projection. Gene Ontology annotation, biological process: small GTPase-mediated signal transduction. The transcript has 5 exons.
CCUCCUUCAGCAGUCAACAUCAGCUGCGUCGCGGUCCCGUAUCAUUCCCAUUACAGCGGGCGGCUCCUCUGUCAGUCAGUCGAGCUUCGUUUCUUAACAGUAAUACCGUGAAAUAUCUCCACAUCGCGAUAAAACUUCCACACGAGAUCAUCUGCCGGGACACCCGAACGCCUCGAGGAAAAACAAGGUAUGGCGACCCUAAGGAAAAAGCUUGUGAUCGUGGGAGAUGGAGCCUGUGGGAAGACCUGUCUGCUCAUAGUGUUCAGCAAAGACCAGUUUCCAGAAGUCUACGUGCCCACUGUGUUCGAGAACUACAUCGCAGACAUCGAAGUAGAUUGCAAACAGGUGGAGCUGGCGUUGUGGGACACGGCGGGGCAAGAAGACUACGACCGCCUGAGACCUCUAUCCUACCCAGACACAGACGUCAUUCUCAUGUGCUUCUCCAUAGACAGUCCUGACAGUUUAGAGAAUAUCCCUGAAAAGUGGACGCCCGAAGUGAAGCACUUCUGCCCGAACGUUCCCAUAAUCCUCGUAGGAAAUAAAAAGGAUCUUCGGAACGACGAGCACACGCGGAGAGAGCUGAGCAAGAUGAAGCAGGAGCCUGUUAAACCGGAAGAGGGCAGAGACAUGGCGAACCGCAUCAGCGCCUUCGGCUGCCUGGAGUGCUCGGCCAAGACCAAGGAUGGAGUGAGGGAGGUAUUUGAAAUGGCCACCAGGGCAGCGCUGCAAGUCCGAAAGAAGAAGAAGAGAAGCGGAUGUCUGAUAUUGUGAGAAUUGUCCGGCCGUGUUGAUGCCGAAUCAGAACAUUCUGUUACGACUCCCAGCUAACCAGAAUACACCAAACUCCAAAAUAUAUUUGACCAAACAGCAUAAAUACACUGUACAGUAUGUCACAUUUCAUGCAAAACUAACAGGUGGGAAAUAUUCAAAAAUAAAAUCUGCAUUAAAAGAGGGCUGGGCAGAAAGACAGAUUAGAUGUCAUGUUACACGCCUUGAUCUUUCUUUAAAGGCACAAAAUAGUUUCUACUCCAGCUUGUCCUGUAAGAUUGAGAUCGAUAGUAAUUGUAUUUUUGCACAAAUUUUCCUUUUGACCUUUAUUCUAAAUUAAUAAAACGUAGCACAGAAUUUGAAGUCAGUGCGUUUGUGAAAGUUCCCUGCAGAAUUUGAAAGGACUCACUUUUUCUAGACAUAAAUAACUAUAAGCCAAUUAAAUAUAUUACAAAAUGCAAAAGGUGGAGUUAUAUUGGUUAUAUUAUACCCUCUCGUACAUUAAGAAUUUCACAUUUUGAAACAAAGUUUAUUAUUCUGUUUGACAUAAGAUACUAAACAGGUUAAACCAGCCCCAGAAUAUCCUCAGAGACGGGGUCGAGUUAAGUAUUAACACGUAACGCAAACACUAAAUGUUUAGCUGUGAUCGCCUCUGAAGGUUUCCACUACUGAGAAAUGUUAAAUAAGUACACAAUGUGGUUAUAUAUUCGUUUAGGGAGGUUUGUUUGGGUAGUAUAAACGGGUUUCGAGUGCCUUCCGAGCUCACACGGAAAGCGUGUGCCUUUGGUUAUCAGUCUAGUAAUGUGUACGGGUCGAGAAGCAAGUAUGGGAUGCUCUUGAUCAGAUGGAUGUUUAUAUGCACAUGAUCAGUGUUUUAACAUUGCAUGAUAGUUGCUAGUUGCAGAUGUCAGUGGCUAGAUAAAAACAUUACUGUAUAGAUUCCAUUAUUUCACUACUGUACCCACUGGUACCAUAGAAUGUUUGACUUCAGUUACACGUAACUCGAUGUCUCCUGUCUGUGUCCGAGCAUUGAAAUCGAAAGCAUGGUGUAGCUUUUU